Molecule: messenger RNA, 2652 nt
Organism: Nomascus leucogenys (northern white-cheeked gibbon)
Lineage: Eukaryota; Metazoa; Chordata; Mammalia; Primates; Hylobatidae
Gene: LRRTM4
Product: leucine rich repeat transmembrane neuronal 4
Exons: 3
Coding region: 745-2517 (590 amino acids)
Molecular function (GO): protein binding
Source: RefSeq, a predicted model, not a curated record
ACUUGUUCCCGUCUUUAAUGUGCAAUCUGUUUUCUCCAGCGGAGGGCACUCAGUGUAUCACAAACUCAAGCAUUAGCACCAACAAGCUCUGAGCAUCAUCAGUCUCUGGAAAGCCUUCUGAAUUAGACAAGGGCUGCCUCUCAGCACAGCUACAAAACACUUUAAACCUGACCAGCUAAAUGGAUAAACCUAGCCUGCAUAGCUUUUAAACUGGGGUCUCAUACAGCACAGGAGGCCUACUUGCUUCAAGAACUGAAAAUCCAGAGGAUGAAUUGCUUUAUCUGGGAAUGGCAAAAGCCAGCACAAUAAGGAAUGCCAGGUAUUCUGAAGAUUUUCUUUUUUUCCUCUCUUUUUACAGAGAAGUUGGUUACCUCCGAGAUGGGCUGUAGCUCUUUUGCACAGAUUGCCAAUUACUGCUGAUGGGUCUCUGGUGAAUUACACAAUGGUCCUCAGAGCCUAGAGGCCCUCCCCCCUCCCUAUCCCCCCAACGGCUUCCUUUUCCCUGCUCCCCCCAACCAUCCCACCCUGUGCUGAUUUUUUUAUAUAUAUAUGUGUAUAUAUAUAUGUAUUUUUUUUUUGCCUGUCCUCUCGGGGAAGUUUGUAUGGGGCUACUAGCUCACAUGCGGAAUCAGAAUGGUGUGAAUGACAGCCGCACUGUGUCAUGAAGGUGGUGGUGGUUUCCGCACAAGAGACCAAAUAAGAAGAAAGCUGAGAGAGGGGGGAAACGUUUUUGGAUGACAAAGGAUGGGUUUCCAUUUAAUUACGCAGCUGAAAGGCAUGAGUGUGGUGCUGGUGCUACUUCCUACACUGCUGCUUGUUAUGCUCACGGGGGCUCAGAGAGCUUGCCCAAAGAACUGCAGAUGUGAUGGCAAAAUUGUGUACUGUGAGUCUCAUGCUUUCGCAGAUAUCCCUGAGAACAUUUCUGGAGGGUCACAAGGCUUAUCAUUAAGGUUCAACAGCAUUCAGAAGCUCAAAUCCAAUCAGUUUGCCGGCCUUAACCAGCUUAUAUGGCUUUAUCUUGACCAUAAUUACAUUAGCUCAGUGGAUGAAGAUGCAUUUCAAGGGAUCCGUAGACUGAAAGAAUUAAUUCUAAGCUCCAACAAAAUUACUUAUCUGCACAAUAAAACAUUUCACCCAGUUCCCAAUCUCCGCAAUCUGGACCUCUCCUACAAUAAGCUUCAGACAUUGCAAUCUGAACAAUUUAAAGGCCUUCGGAAACUCAUCAUCUUGCACUUGAGAUCUAACUCACUAAAGACUGUGCCCAUAAGAGUUUUUCAAGACUGUCGGAAUCUUGAUUUUUUGGAUUUGGGUUACAAUCGUCUUCGAAGCUUGUCCCGAAAUGCAUUUGCUGGCCUCUUGAAGUUAAAGGAGCUCCACCUGGAGCACAACCAGUUUUCCAAGAUCAACUUUGCUCAUUUUCCACGUCUCUUCAACCUCCGCUCAAUUUACUUACAAUGGAACAGGAUUCGCUCCAUUAGCCAAGGCUUGACAUGGACUUGGAGUUCCUUACACAACUUGGAUUUAUCAGGGAAUGACAUCCAAGGAAUUGAGCCGGGCACAUUUAAAUGCCUCCCCAAUUUACAAAAAUUGAAUUUGGAUUCCAACAAGCUCACCAACAUCUCACAGGAAACUGUCAAUGCGUGGAUAUCAUUAAUAUCCAUCACCUUGUCUGGAAAUAUGUGGGAAUGCAGUCGGAGCAUUUGUCCUUUAUUUUAUUGGCUUAAGAAUUUCAAAGGAAAUAAGGAAAGCACCAUGAUAUGUGCGGGACCUAAGCACAUCCAGGGUGAAAAGGUUAGUGACGCAGUGGAAACAUAUAAUAUCUGUUCUGAAGUCCAGGUGGUCAACACAGAAAGAUCACACCUGGUGCCCCAAACUCCCCAGAAACCUCUGAUUAUCCUUAGACCUACCAUCUUCAAACCUGACGUCACCCAAUCCACCUUUGAAACACCAAGCCCUUCCCCAGGGUUUCAGAUUCCUGGCACAGAGCAAGAGUAUGAGCAUGUUUCAUUUCACAAGAUUAUUGCCGGGAGUGUGGCUCUCUUUCUCUCAGUGGCCAUGAUCCUCUUGGUGAUCUAUGUGUCUUGGAAACGCUACCCAGCCAGCAUGAAACAACUCCAGCAACACUCUCUUAUGAAGAGGCGGCGGAAAAAGGCCAGAGAGUCUGAAAGACAAAUGAAUUCCCCUUUACAGGAGUAUUAUGUGGACUACAAGCCUUCAAACUCUGAGACCAUGGAUAUAUCGGUUAAUGGAUCUGGGCCCUGCACAUAUACCAUCUCUGGCUCCAGGGAAUGUGAGAUGCCACACCACAUGAAGCCCUUGCCAUAUUACAGCUAUGACCAGCCUGUGAUCGGGUACUGCCAGGCCCACCAGCCACUCCAUGUCACCAAGGGCUACGAGACAGUGUCUCCAGAGCAGGACGAAAGCCCCGGCCUGGAGCUGGGGCGAGACCACAGUUUCAUCGCCACCAUCGCCAGGUCGGCAGCACCGGCCAUCUACCUUGAGAGAAUUGCAAACUAAUGCUGAAGCCAACUCCUUACUGGGGAGCUCCAUGGGGGGAGGGAGGGCCUUCAUCUUAAAGGAGAAUGGGUGUCCACAAUCGCGCAAUUGAGCAAGCUCAUCGUUCCUGUUAAAACAUUUAUGGCAAAGAGAAAA